CUCCUAAAAAUAGCCCCGGUGUGGGGAUCCGUGCGCGGAUGUCCCGGCGAGUCCGGGGCUGAAGGAGGCGUCUCCGGGCGACGCAGAGCGCUGGUGGCGGGUCCUGGCUGCAGCGUGUGUGCGUCCGCCAGCUGCUCCGGAGACACGGUGAGGGCCGCAAACGGCGGGGCUGGGUCCUCGGGGCCGGUGGUGUCAGGCCCGCGUUUCGACGAGGGGGCCAGGGAAUUGCAUUUUGUGAAAGAGGAACGAAAGAGAAUUUUCUGCAAGGAUCAUAUCUAAGUGCACUUUUUGUGGAUACAUCAUUUCUAAUCUUAUAGAAAAUUUCAGCUGUAGCCCUUGGACUAGAAGCUGAAAUAAUAGAAGCUGUGUACGAUGCAUUAGGGUAUUGAAGAAAAUUAAUUUUUGAAUUAAAUAUUUGGACUAUAAGGAAGGAAAGGUGACUGAAAAUGGGGCGGAAGAAAAUACAAAUCACACGCAUAAUGGAUGAAAGGAACCGACAGGUCACCUUCACAAAGAGGAAGUUCGGGUUAAUGAAGAAGGCCUACGAACUCAGCGUGCUCUGUGACUGUGAGAUCGCGCUCAUCAUCUUCAACAGCUCCAACAAGCUGUUCCAGUACGCCAGCACCGACAUGGACAAGGUGCUCCUCAAGUACACCGAGUACAACGAGCCGCACGAGAGCAGGACCAACUCGGACAUCGUCGAGGCUCUGAACAAGAAGGAACACAGAGGCUGCGACAGCCCAGACCCUGAUACUUCCUAUGUGCUAACUCCGCAUACAGAAGAAAAAUAUAAAAAAAUUAAUGAGGAAUUUGAUAAUAUGAUGCGGAAUCAUAAAAUCGCACCUGGUUUGCCGCCUCAGAACUUCUCAAUGUCCGUCACAGUCCCUGUGAGCAGCCCCAGCGCUUUGUCCUACACUAACCCCGGGAGCUCGCUUGUGUCCCCGUCCUUGGCAGCCAGCUCCGCGCUAGCAGAUUCCAGCAUGCUCUCUCCGCCUCAGGCCGCACUGCACAGAAACGUGUCCCCUGGCGCCCCUCAGAGACCACCCAGCACUGGUAGCGCAGGUGGGAUGUUGAGCACUUCAGACCUCACAGUGCCAAAUGGAGCUGGAAGCAGCCCAGUUGGGAAUGGAUUCGUAAACUCAAGAGCUUCUCCAAAUUUGAUCGGAACUACUGGUGCAAAUAGUUUAGGCAAAGUCAUGCCCACAAAGUCUCCCCCGCCACCAGGCGGCGGCAACCUAGGAAUGAACAGCCGGAAGCCGGACCUGCGCGUGGUCAUCCCCCCGUCCAGCAAGGGCAUGAUGCCGCCUCUGUCGGAGGAAGAGGAGUUGGAGUUGAACCCCCAGAGGAUAAACAGUUCUCAAGCCGCGCAGCCCCUCGCCACACCGGUCGUGUCCGUGACGACGCCCAGCCUGCCCCCGCAGGGGCUGGUCUACUCGGCCAUGCCGACCGCCUACAACACUGACUAUUCGCUGACCAGCGCGGACCUGUCGGCCCUGCAGGGCUUCGGCUCCCCGGGGAUGCUGUCUCUGGGGCAAGUGUCGGCCUGGCAGCAGCACCACUUAGGGCAAGCCGCCCUCAGCUCUUUGGUCUCUGGAGGGCAGUUAUCUCAGGGUUCGAAUUUAUCCAUCAACACCAACCAAAACAUCAACAUUAAGUCAGAACCAAUCUCACCUCCCCGGGAUCGCAUGACCCCGUCAGGCUUCCAGCAGCAGCAGCAGCAGCAGCAGCACCCGCCGCCGCCGCCGCCGCCGCCGCCCUCACAGCCCCCGCAGCCCCCGCAGCCCCCGCCCCAGGCGCGGCAGGAAGUGGGGCGCUCGCCUGUGGACAGCCUGAGCAGCUCGAGCAGCUCCUACGACGGCAGUGACCGGGAGGACCCGCGGGGGGACUUCCAUUCUCCCAUUGUGCUCGGCCGACCCCCAAACGCCGAGGACAGAGAAAGCCCUUCUGUGAAGCGGAUGAGGAUGGACGCCUGGGUGACCUAAGGCUCCCGGGCUGGUGGUUUGUACUGUGUCACUGCAGUGAGCUGCCCUACGUAUCUAAGUUGGUUGGUAAGGACAUGAGGUAAAUAUAUUUAUGUGCACAUACAUACAUAUCUGCCCUUCACGUAUGUAUGUAUGUGGGUGUGUGUGUGUGAGUGGGUGUGUGUUGCAAACACAGAAUCAGGCACUUACCUGCGAACUCCUUGUCGAUCUGCAGAUACGCGUCCCUGGCAAACCCAGCGCCCCGUAGGCAGAGUCUAGUCGGCACUUCCUGGACUACUUGUUUCACGAGAUAACCAGUUUUUGCAGAGAAACGUGUACCCAUAUGUCCUUCCCCCACAGUAGCUUGCAGAAACCUAGAGGGCCCCUACUCGUUUAAUUUAACUGUGCGGUGACUGUAGUACUUCAGAAAAAAUGCUUUGUAGAACAGAGCAGUAGAAAAGCAGGAACCAAGAAAGCAAUACUGUACAUAAAAUGUCAUUUAUAUUAACUACCCAACCUGGCAUGGGUCUCUUUUGCAAAGGGGUGCAUGGUAAAGGGCUGUUGAUAUUAAAAAACAAAAAAAGCCCCACACGUAACUGUUUUGCACGUGCAAAAAUGUAUUGGGUCAGAGAAGUGAUCUUUAGCUAAUAAAAGAGAGAAUAGAAAACACGCAUGAGAUCUUCAGAAAAUACUAGCCUAGAAAUAUAGAGCAUUAACAAAAUAAAUUAAUAUAUUAAGUUAUAAUUGGAAUAUGUCAGAAGUUUCUUUUUACAUUCGUAUCUUAAAAAAUAAACUGAUUUUAGCUCAUGUAUAUUUUAUAUGAAAGAAAACACCCUUAUGAAUUGAUGACUAUAUAUAAAAUUAUAUUCACUACUUUUGAAAACAUUCUGCUAUGAAUUAUUUAUAUAAGCCAAAGCUGUAUGUUUAAACUUUUUUUUAAGAGACUAGCUUUAUCUUGUUUUAACUUUUUAGUUUUAUUUUAAGAGGGAAAAAAUAUCUUGCAAGCAGAACCUUGGAAAAAAAAAGCCAUGAACACUUAUUAUUCUAUAUAUAAAUUAAAAGUUGAGCCAAACUUUCUGUAUAUAGCAUCUUAAAUAUAUUAUCACCUUUGAUGUAAGUACCUAUGUAUUGUAUGGUCACCAGAUUAAAAAGUAUAUUUUUGUGGAUUUGCCGCCAAUUUGGGGGGCGGGGGGAGGCGAGAUCCCUAUUAAGUAGAGUAUUCACUGUUUAAUAUUUACUAUUUUGUUAAAUAUACUGUACUUUGGAUUUUAAUUAUUAGCCCAGUCCUUUCAGGGGGUUGUGUAAAGGGGUCCCCCCUCACUGGUGGUGAGUGUGUGGUGUUGCAUUGUAAUCUUUGUGCCGUAUGGGUUGAGCAUCAUUAUAUAUUUUAUAUGUGUACAUAAAUAGCAAAGUGGCAAAAAAAAAAAAAUUGGUGUUAAGUUCAUCCUGCAUAAAUAUAAAAUGUGUUGUAACAGACUUUAUAAGGCAUUAUUUAAAACUUGCCUUUUGUGAGGAAAAAAUAGUAGAAAGAGCUGACCUAAUAUUAAAGAAACUGGCAGAACAGAUGAGCACAAAGGUUUUAUAAGUGGUAAAUGAUUAGGGAGCAUUCGGGGGGGCGGGGGCCCUUUUCCCCUUGACCCUCUGAAGCGAGACGAUGUAGCCCACUCGUGCGGACACGACACCCGUUGGGGGGAACCCUGCCGGGCAGCUCCGGGCGGCCUCGCCGCCCCCAACUCCGACCCUGACCGAGGCCUUACGUGUACCGGGGACAGCAGGUUCGCCCGCGUUCUGGGCUCGUGCCAUGAACAAAAUUCAAAGUCCUGUAGAUCUUUUGCCAUAGAUUUUUAAAUGCUACUUUUCCUGAGAAACUCAAAAUGAGGGUUUAAAAAUGCUGCUAUUUUAUAUUUUACACUUAAUAUUGAGCAGCUACCUACAAUUUGUACUUACGUUUUUGUCUCCCCCCUAAAUUGCAUUCCUUCGGAUGGUCUCCUUAGAUGCUCUUUGUGACAAAUCAUCAGGCAGGCUUUCUGGCUGGCACGUGGCUAUGAACCUGUGGCAUCCACAGCUGCGAAGUGCCAGCCCGUCUGAGGGCCGGUCUGGGUAGGCGGCUUUGAUGGCGGCCAAAGAGGGAGCGUGGCAGGCUCCCCCUCGUCAGUGCAGACUCACGGCUCGGCUCGCUCGGAAAGGACUCGUUUUUCUUUAAGACACGCUUCUUUUUCUGAACUACUUACUCACAGGCACAUUUCUUCAUGAGGUCACACCUGAUUGAAAUGAGACAGUCUCCCAACACUGAAUUUCCGAGAUAAUCCUUACCACUUGUAAACCAUUUAUAGCUUUGAAAGUGUUAAGUGAUCCUUCGUUGUUAUUUAUGCAUGUUCAUGAACUUCUGCUGUACAUUGGCAUAGGAGUUAACAGUCACAUUUACUGUCUAUUUUCUUGUGUGCCUUAUGAGAUGGCUUUUCUGACUGUAUCUCAAUAGUCUUUCUUUCUAUGCAGGUUUAUAAAUCAGUACAACUACUGUUUUCUAAAAUAAUAUUACACAAGGCUCGGAGUUUGUAUUUCAAUCACAAUGACCAAGGAACAAUGUAUUCCGUUUUCAGGAACUGAAUAUUAGACUGUUAGCCCUUUCCCCACACGCGCAGUGACCGGGAGCAUGUGGACGUGACAGACAGCCCGCACCACGACACACGUGCGAACACACACAGCUCCUGGCGGACGCCGCCUCAGACUGGGCAGGACACUAACGGGGUUACCUAGAACCUACAUUUCUUACCCUUUUAGACUCAUGUGUUUUGUAUGACACCAUCACAAGAAAAAUUUAUCCAUUCAGAUGAAGUAUUUUAUUACUAAAAGACAAAAACAAAAAAAGCUUAGCGCGAAUUGCACUGGUUACAGCACAGUGUCCAACAGCUGUGCUUUCUUCAGGACCCUAAUUACAUGGAGAGACGGUCACCACGGGAGGUCUACAGGUGGUCCCAACCAAAACUCCAUCUCGUGAGCCCUAAUUACGUCCAUUGUGUCAGAGACUAAGUCAGGGGUUUGUUCUAAGAGGAACAAUAUGUUUCACCAUUUCCUUUCACUAGAAGGACAACUAAUAAAGCAUUCACAUAUUUUCUGUACUAACCAUCAUGCGCACAAGAAAUACAUAGUAAAUAAGGAACCAGAAACUCCUGGCAUUGGAUCAUAAGAAGCUAGAUGAUUAUUAGAAUGUGAAAAAGAUUUUACAAUGUAAAACUUUUCUUUCUCUGUAGAAACUUUCUUCACUUUGCUGUGCAAGAAGACACUGCUUUGCUAUAUUUAAAAUGGCUUUUUUAAAAGAGAUUUAUGUAUUUGGUAAAUGUUUGUAGUCAACAGUUCACACGAGAAGCUGUACGCGGUUUGACCACGUAAAACCGUUUGGCGGCACAAGCUGGACUUUGUUGCCAUCCUUGAGAUGAAAACUAAGUUAAUCUCAAUUUCUCCCUGAUGUGUUGUUUUUUCUUCAUUAUACAAUAAAUAUUAUAGUGAACUUUUUAUCAAAUGGAUAAGAAAAUGCUAGAGGUUGUUGUAAACUAUUUGUAUCCUGCACUCACUACAGUAAAGACAGACUGGCUUUCCUGUGUACUCCAGACUCUGUCGUGUUUGCCCCCAGCC
Molecule: messenger RNA, 5594 nt
Organism: Pteronotus mesoamericanus
Lineage: Eukaryota; Metazoa; Chordata; Mammalia; Chiroptera; Mormoopidae
Gene: MEF2A
Product: myocyte enhancer factor 2A
Exons: 12
Coding region: 447-1982 (511 amino acids)
Biological process (GO): cell differentiation; positive regulation of transcription by RNA polymerase II
Molecular function (GO): DNA-binding transcription factor activity, RNA polymerase II-specific; histone deacetylase binding; protein dimerization activity
Source: RefSeq, a predicted model, not a curated record